Molecule: messenger RNA, 2589 nt
Organism: Diatraea saccharalis (sugarcane borer)
Lineage: Eukaryota; Metazoa; Arthropoda; Insecta; Lepidoptera; Crambidae
Source: the annotation of a GenBank genome assembly
AUUGUGUUCGCCACCAUGGACGCGCGCGCAUGCUUACUGCUCGCUGUAGUUACAAUCGCAGCAGCCCGCGAGUGCAUCGAACUCACACUUACCGACAGCAUAUUAUCAGACACUAUCCUCAAUGGUACUAUAUUAAAAGUUGCCGCGAAAAAUGAAACUGUUGAUUAUGUACACGGUGUUAACGUUUUGGAACUAUGGGAGAAGUUUCCGAGGGUGAUGGUGCCCAUGAAUGGCACCAGCGAGCAGUGCAGGCGGGAAAGUCAGCUCUUCCAUGACAGCUUGGAGCGAUUGGAGCUGUGGGCGUUGAAAAUGUUCGACGCGACAGCUAAGCCGCCGGCCGGCGUGUUGAGUGGUAACGGCAAUCAGUACGGUGACUUUGACGAGUGCCUCAGCAUAGAUGGCGCUGUCCGAGGCAAGUACUGCCUCGCCUCGCUGCAGUUAAGCUUCGCGGGACAGUACAAGAACAUAGACAACCUAGUGCACAGUGGCCAUUACAUCAGAAGCAAUGUUACUGAUAUGGGUCACCGUGUGCCCCGAUACUCGAGCUUAUUGUGGGGAGUGUGCAUGCCCAGCUCUUGCAGCAGUUUUGAUCUAGAGGAGGAACUAUCUCUGAAACUCUCAAAACUCGGCAUUUCUGUGAAAGUUCACAACACCAUGUGUUCCGUGAAGAACUUUAGAAGGCCAUACUCUUUCGGAAAGACUCUUUCCAUUACAUUUUUCCUCGGACUCGUCUUGUUACUAAGCAUGGGAACCCUUUUGGACGAUGGCAAAGAAGGAGCAACGAAUUUCGAAAAACUACUCAACGCGUUUUCUCUGAAACGCAAUUUGAAGAAAGUAUUUGAUUUAUCAGAUUCACCGACCAGGGUCAAAGGAGUAGACGCCUUUAGAGGUGUUAAUGCAUUUGCACUGAUCAUAGCUCAUAAGUCAAUGGCAAUGGCUCACAGUCCCUAUGUCAACAAAGUUAGUUAUUCAGCGGUGUUCGGAAUGCCCUGGGCUGUAGUCGGUCGAUCAGCUAUUUUAUACACAGACAGCUUUUUAUACAUCAGUGGAUUCUUGAACGCCAACAAUCUUCUGCAAGAUCUUGAUAAGAAGGGCGUAAUUGAUGUUAAGCACAGACUUGUAGCUAGAUGGUUCAGACUGUUCCCAUUAUUCUUGAGCUUGAUGUUGUUCUGCACUUACAUCCUGCCGGACAUCAACAAUGGCCCCCAGUGGAACCUCGUGGUAGAGGAGCACGGCAGAGUUUGUGAAAAGACCAUGUGGAGAAGCUUCCUGUUCAUACACAAUUACUUCGGAUUUGAAGAAAUGUGUUUAACCCAUACACACCAGAUCGGAAUGGAUAUGCAGUUAUACAUUGCAACGUUACCAUUGAUGAUAAUACUGACCCGCUGGAGAAGACUGGGGCUAGCGCUGAUGGUGUCAGUGGCAGUCGCCUCUACCCUGCUACGGUACUUAGCGAUACACUGGUAUGACAUCAGCAUGUUCGUCUACUACGGUAUCUCAGUACAAAAGCUUCUUGAUGCAGCGAAAUACUCUUACAUAUUGCCUACGCAUCGAGCAACUAUUUAUCUCAUAGGAGUUAUGAUGGCGUACUUCAUGAAACCAAAUAAACUUCACUUUAAUCUGAACAAUACUCAAGUGAGACUUUUAUGGGGCGUCUGCUUCAUACUCGCUGCCUUCACAAUAAUUAGCCCCUACAAAAUGGGCCUAGAAGGAUACACGUACGAGCAUGGCCCAGCCGCAAUGUUCGCCGCCUUCUCCCCCAUACUGUGGGGUGUCUUCAUGUGCUUAAGUCAUUGGGCUAUAAGCAAUGAUUAUGCAGGUAUCGGCACAUCAUUUGUAGAAUCUAGAGUGUUUAAGUUCUUCAACAAGAUAGCAUACAGCGUCUACCUGACACAGUUCCCUAUAUUCUUCUACAAUGUGGGAAUACAGAGGAACGCCGAGUACUACUCACCACUUCUACUGGUAUACCUGCCAGAGAUGCUCACUAUUCUGGUGAUAUCAAUAUUCACCACUGUUGCCAUCGAGAUGCCAUUCAACAAAGUUCACAGAAUAUAUUUCGGUAAAUCAGGAACAAAACUAAAGGACAAAUAAUAUAGAACGAUACCAAAUAAAGACUUGUUAGAAUUAUUAAAUUUAGUAUUGUAAAUAGUUAAGGAAUUUAUAUAUAAGAAAACAUCACUUAAUGUAAUCGCUUUAGUGCACAUGUUUGAUAUUUUUAUACUUGAUGAUGACAUUAUGAUAGUGACUUUAGAUAUAAAGGAUAAGUUAUUAAUAUUUUUUUAUUACAAUACAUAUCUGAACGUCUUCAAUGUAUUGAUAUUUAUAUUCUUGACUUUUUUUUUCUAUUUAUUUGACUCUGAUUUUUCCCAUUGAUAAAUAAAACUUGGACACCAUAGCAAAAUCACUGAUUUACAACGAAAUUGUUUUAUCAAUUGUGUUUUAAGAAUUGAGUAUCAGGACGACAGUUAUUUUUAUUCGAUUAUUUCAAACAGCAAUUCAGUGUUGUAUAAAAUAUGAGAUACUAUUCAAACAUUACUUUGUAAAGAGAUUGAGAAAUAAAAAAACAUCGUGAAAUAAAUCAAGAUGUAC